Eimeria necatrix is the source of this 1088-nucleotide messenger RNA. RefSeq names its product DNA replication licensing factor MCM4, related. Lineage: Eukaryota; Apicomplexa; Conoidasida; Eucoccidiorida; Eimeriidae. The record is from RefSeq and is a predicted model, not a curated record. The transcript has 5 exons. The annotation marks the transcript as partial.
AUGCUGCGGUGGGGACGACAGCUGUUGCUGCUGCUGCUGCUGGCGCAGCAGCAACGGCUGCAGCCAGGCCAGCUGUGGGCCUCGCAGCAGCAGCAAGAGAAGCUGCUCUCAAUGCUUCCAGGGGCUGCAGCAGCAACGACCAGUGCAGCAGCAGCGCAGCAGCAGCAGCAGCAGCAACGACCAGUGCAGCAGCAGCGCAGCAGCAGCAGCAGCAACGACAAAUUUCGCAGCUCCCCUAGACCAGGCUUCUAUGCGGAUUGGGAUGAGGGCUGGUUUCGCCUUCGUCCUUGCGGCAGUCAGCAGCAGCAGCAGCAACAACAGCAGCAGCAGCAGCAAGGGGAGCCCAGUGUGGGUCCUGCCUCUUCUUCUGUCAACAAUUCCCUUUUCUCGCGCCUGCAGCGCUUCUGCUGCCUCGCCAGCCCCGCAGCAGCAGCAGCAGCAGCAGCAGCAGCAGCAGCAGCAGCAGCAGCAGCAAAAUGGAUGAAGACCUCACCCCCCCGCGGCCCCGCCAGGGGGCCCCUGGGGUCCUCCGCGGGGGCCAGCGAGUACGGAAGUACCCCCCUGGCCGUGCGGAGAGUGAAGUUCGCGCGGGCGGACUUGGGAGAUAUGGGGAGAGAGUUUUUGCUGCUGGACGCGGAGAUGCAGCGGCUGCCGGAGUUGCCGCGGGAAGUGGUGGGGCCGGACUUGGAGAAGGCUUUCGAGAGGUUUCUGGAGACCUUCGUGCUCGAGGACUACGCGGGCUUGGUGACGGCGUCGGAGGAGGACCUGGAGCUGUCUCGGGGGGAGUGGGGCGAGGACUCUGGGAUCGGGAUCGGGAUCGGGGAUCGGGGAUCGGGAUUGUACAUGCGGAAGUUGCUGCGGUUCCUGGAGUCGCGGGGUUGUGGGGAGCGGCUGGCCUUUGGGGUGUCUCUACAGCACUUGCAUGCGUUCGACCCCACACUUUUUGCUGCUGUUCAAAACGCCCCACAAGACGCAACAGCAGCAUUUGACGCGCUGCUGCGCAGCAAGUUUGCGCAGCUCCGCGAGCUCCACGGGCUUUUCCUCGAGCCCUCCAACAAGCACGACGAGCUGCUUCUCCAGCAGGCAGG